CGUUUGUUGUUGUCUAUGGCAGACAAUGUAAGUUUAUUUUAUUGCUGUUGGUUGGAUUUUUGUGACUGAUACGAGAAAAUACAAUUAUUGUAAAAAAGUUAAAAACUGUCGAGAAUUUUGUCGUGAUUAUAAUCAAGAUUAUUGAAAAUAAACAAUAUGCCUAAAUUUCAUAAGGUGGACAUCAACAAAACAGAAUGGAUAGUGCCAGAACGAUACCAAUCUUUAACACCUGUAGGAUCAGGCGCCUACGGUCAAGUUUGGUAUCGCCGCUGUGGAUACGCUGCAUAAUAUGAAAGUUGCCAUCAAGAAGUUGGCGCGGCCCUUCCAAUCAGCGGUACAUGCGAAGCGAACGUACCGUGAGCUGCGCAUGUUGAAGCACAUGAAUCACGAGAAUGUUAUUGGGUUACUGGAUGUAUUCAGUCCCGAGAAGACAAUAGAGGAGUUCCAGCAGGUUUACCUAGUGACGCACCUGAUGGGUGCAGACUUAAAUAACAUCAUACGCACACAGAAACUGUCAGAUGACCAUGUACAGUUUCUUGUCUAUCAAAUCCUCCGUGGCUUGAAGUACAUCCACUCAGCCGGUAUUAUACACAGGGACCUAAAACCCUCAAAUAUUGCUGUAAACGAAGAUUGUGAGUUAAAAAUAUUAGAUUUUGGCCUGGCCCGGCCAACAGAAACUGAAAUGACUGGCUAUGUAGCCACAAGAUGGUAUAGAGCUCCUGAGAUAAUGCUCAAUUGGAUGCACUACAACCAAACAGUGGACAUUUGGUCAGUCGGCUGCAUCAUGGCAGAACUGUUGACUGGAAGAACCCUCUUCCCAGGCACAGACCAUAUUGAUCACCUGACCAGGAUUUUGUUCUUGUGCGGUAAUCCUGAACAAGAGACUAUUGAUAAGAUCAUUAGCGAAGAGGCCAGGAACUACAUCAUGAGCCUGCCGAGGCUGAACAAGCGCGACUUCCGCGAGGUGUUCCGCGGCGCCAACCCGCUCGCGAUCAACUUGCUCGAGCGCAUGCUGGAGCUCGACGCUGACAAACGAAUUACCGCGGAGGAGGCGCUGGCGCACGAGUACCUGUCGCAGUACGCGGACCCCACGGACGAGCCGGAGUCCUCGCCCUACGACGAGAGCUUCGAGGACAUGGACCUGCCUGUCGACAAGUGGAAGGAGUUAGUAUGGAAAGAGGUGGUAGAGUUCAAACCACACCCACAGCAUAUGAACACCGUGGUGGAAGUGAACCCUUUAUAAUCCGCACAACGGAAUCACAACCUAUCAAUAUCAAACUGGCACGUAAUUGUAAACUAGUCCAUGCAAAAAAUAAUAGAAACAGUACAGAUAUGUUUCAAGUAAGUCAGUGUGUCUAUUUUCUAGGUUACCUGUAGUCAAUAGUUCUAUUUACCUUUUAGACCAAUAACAUUGUAUACUGAAGUUUAUCCAUUGUGUACGGAAAAACAUUCAAAUAUAAGUAAUGCACUAAAAAGACGUUACAACUAUUUGAAUCAUCAGUUAAAACUCAAUAAAUUCCCUCUGUACUGUUCUUAUUAUGGCAAAAGAACUUAGUGGUAUGCUGGCAAGCUGCAAUGACUUAGUUUAGAAUGUAACAAUUGUUUUUGCCUUUUAAAAGCCGUUGGUCCGAAGACUAACAUCCAAUCAUUUAUGAUUUCCAGUAGGUUUUUACGAGGUAGCCUACGCAAUAAUCGAAGGCGUAGGUUUAUAAAACGCGAUAUCGUAAUAUUUUUAGAGAAGUGCAAUUAGUGAUAAACCGAAGAGAUACUGUUAUCUAGGAUGUAGGACGUAAUAUUCAGGCGUAUAUUUUUAUAAUUACAUGAUUUGCGUAUAGGUGAUGUCGAUUCAGUUAAGUGACCCGGAUUACAUAUUAUAUAGUUACGGAGUCACGUGGUCUAGCUAUAGUUCAUAUUAAUUGACCGAAGUAUAUUUAACAGUACAAUGUCGUAACUGUGAGCGAAUUUAAAUCGCAUUGCUGGACAAUGGGUUUUUAUAAAACGACAUUUAUUUUCUUGAUAACAUAUAACAUUCUUAACGCUUGUAUGAAAAUUAUAUUAAUGUUACGCCAAGUACUUUAUGUUUAUCAUUAAAAUCAGAUACACAUUAUUGUAUUAUUUUAUUUUGAUGUUAUGUUUUGAUAAAUCAUGAAUUUAAAAUAAUGAUAUGUUUCAUUUAGAACACUGUUAUCGGCUUGCGUUCAACAUUUUGAAGGUACUACUUGCUAUAUUCAUGUGUUUUUGUUGAUGGCCUAAAACUGUUCUAAGGAGGUCCAUAUGAUCUCAUCUUUAAAUUUUAUUGGUUAAAAUUAGAUUGACCUUGUUUUUAUUUACCCAGUUAUAUUUUACCCUUUAUUGUAUGCUUCAGGCAUUGGUGCUAUUACAUUAUUUCCAAAAUGACGUAAAUAACGUUUUACUGUAAUUUGUCAAUUAUAAAUUUUAAACAGGGGUUUGGACUUUUUUCAAAUUUGUUUAAAACUCUCAUCAAGUUUCUGUAGUAAUUAAAAUAGUAUGAAUUGAAUGUAGGCCUUGCAUAUCGUCCAUCUAGUAUGGCGUUCGUUUUAUUUGCUCAGGUUUUACGUGUGAGCUAUUGUGUGCAACUUUAUUAUUAUAGUCUUGAAUGUACUAUACUGUAUCUAAUUAUUUAUGAAGUUAGUAGCUUUGUCGUGUUCGCACGGUAGUUGCUAUUGACGAGUAGAGCAUUGGUAAUGGAAAAUUAUUAAUAAAACUAGAUUGGAAUAAGUUUAAGAUAACAACGAGCUGCCUUAUUCCUUGCAAUAUUUUGUCUUUGUGUGAUAUAGAAACUAGCGCUCCGAUGUCGGGAGAAAUAUGUUGAUUCAAUAUCACAGAUAAAAAACGGGUUACCCCCUACCGCUGCUAGGUAAUUAAGGCGGUAGUUCAUAUCUGAUGUGUACUGUACACACAUCAGAUACGAAAGUAAACCUCGCUCUGUAAUAUAUUUUUCUCUGAAAACUUACUAUGUUGUUUUAACAACAAAGUCUGGCGCGAUGUAGCAUUGGACGGAGCGUCGUGGAAAGAAAGAGGCCUGUCCAAUACUGGGACAUAAAUGACUUUUAAAUAAUAAUAAAAUUUGAUUGGAAGACGAACUCCUAUUUCAGAGCUAUAAGGUUUACUUUCGUAUUUGAAUCGUUUCCAACCUGUGUAAAUGGCUCUCACAUCUGCACCGAAUCUGCAGCUCGAUAAGGUGUCAUUUUAAAUUAGCCAUUUUGAACCUGUGAUCAUUUGAUUACAGAGGAGGCAUUUUGGUAUAGUGGACUUAAGGGUUAAAAUUUGAUACAAACGUGCAGCAUACGGAUUCGGUGUGCACGAGCUUUAAAAGUAUUGCAUAACGCAUGUACCAAUUUACCAAAAGCAAUAAUGUUUGUAAAUGUAAUAUUUUUAAUAGAUUAUAUUUAAUAUGGCCUUACUUAAACUCGUUUGUAAAUUGUUUUGAAGUCACGUAUUUUUCCGAGAUACUGCUUUACUUAUAUGGAGAAAGCACAAAGUACACCUCUAUUGCCAUUAUAUUUAGGUACACGCGUUACCAUUGCAUAAUGUGUAUUUAUAUUUGUUACCUAACACUGUAUUAUAAGUCCGUCGAUAUACAGAACUUGAUUACGUUACAAGUUUCGACUAAUGGUAGGUCUGGGUAGCUGGAUCCUAGUCUAUGGAUCAAAAGUGGAAGGAUGGAUUGACUUGAAUCCGUAACAUGAGUAAAGUCCCCCAGAUUCAGAUUCAGUGCCAUAUUCUUACGUGGUAUGGUCUCUUAAGUGAAUAUAAGUUCUGUAUAAUCGACGAAUUGUGAAUUAUAUUUUACGAAAAUGAAAAUACAAUUGAAACUGCAA
Messenger RNA from Plodia interpunctella (Indianmeal moth), 3842 nucleotides. RefSeq names its product mitogen-activated protein kinase p38a-like (gene P38mapk). Gene Ontology annotation, molecular function: MAP kinase activity; ATP binding. The coding region runs from base 290 to 1243 and encodes 317 amino acids. Gene Ontology annotation, cellular component: cytoplasm; nucleus. Lineage: Eukaryota; Metazoa; Arthropoda; Insecta; Lepidoptera; Pyralidae. Gene Ontology annotation, biological process: protein phosphorylation; intracellular signal transduction. The transcript is spliced from 9 exons. The record is from RefSeq and is a predicted model, not a curated record.